AUGCUGAUGCCGCGUAUGCAUGUUCCGAAGCUGCUCUACUUCCCUUCUACAGCUGAACCAGCCGCCAUCACAUCGAAUCUUCGAGCCGCCCUUGCACUCACGCUGAAAAGUAUACCGAUUAUUGCGGGCUCAGUGGCCCCAAGCAAGCAAGAAGGAGUUCAGAAGGGAUCUUUGAGCGUCCAGAGGCCAUACUUCGAGGCGGAAGACAUCCUUUCCAGCAACGAUCUGCGUAAUGAGUAUGAUUACGAACAGCUGCGGGCCGCACACUUCCCUUCGGACGAGAUAGCAUGGGAUGCUAUCGCACCGAAACAGUUCGGAAAAGCGGCAGACUCCGCACCUGUCAUGCUCGCGCAAGCAAACUUCUUGCGCGGCGGGCUGCUUCUGUUUUUCGCUGUCCAUCACUGCGUGCUAGAUGAGGUGGGCCUGUUCAAUGUGAUGAAAGUCUGGUCCUCAUCUUGUCGAGGGGACGUUGAUUUGCAUUUUGUCACGCCCCAGUGGUUCGAUCGGAGCCCUUUGUUGCAAGGAGCAGGGACUGGGAGACUGGAAGAUCACCCGGAGUAUGCGCUUGCACCGGAAGGAGAAACGGUGAGGGCAGCUGAAGAUCCAAGUGUCUACUUUCCGAGUUCCGAAAAUGUGCACUCAGCGAUCUUCUUUUUUUCUGAUGAGUCACUCAAGCGUUUGAAGAUGGUGGCGACAAUGUCAGGCCCCAAUAAUGGAGAUGACGGCUCGGCGUGGAUCUCAACCAAUGAUGCCCUCAUUGCGCUCUUCUGGUGCUGCAUAACGUCCGCUCGAGUGGCCGAGAGUACAAAAGCAACGAGCGAGAUCUUCCCCCUGUUUGCGAUGGCCGUCAAUGGUCGAAGUCAACUUCACCCGCCGGUGGCCCCAGACUACUGUGGCAACGUGGUUCUCAUUGCAAAAACACUGUCGAAGGCCGAUGACUUACUCUCUCCACAACCUGGAUGUCUUGCGAAAGCGGCCUCGCUGGUCAGGAAGGCAGUAAACGUCGUGGACGAUGCCUAUGUCCGGGAUGUAAUUCAAAUGGUUCGGAACGUUGAUGAUGUUAGUCGGCUAGCACCUCGCAGGCGACCAUCCACUGAGUAUAGUCUCGGUUGCAGUACUUGGGCCAGACAACCAUACUACAGCCUGGACUGGGGUCGCACAGUAGGCGGCGCUUGUGAGAGGAUCAGAAAGCGAAGGCUCCACACAGACGGUCUGUUCCUAAUUUUUCCACGCUUACCUAGCACUGAAGGCUUGGAUGGAAAGUCGGAUGGGAGACAAGGUGGUGUGGAGGUGCAGCUUGGGUUACAGAGCAGUCACCUUCAGAUAUUGAUGAAAAAUCCGGUGUUCAUGGAAUUCGCGCAGUGGCGAUGUAGCUAG
Molecule: messenger RNA, 1377 nt
Organism: Letharia lupina
Lineage: Eukaryota; Fungi; Ascomycota; Lecanoromycetes; Lecanorales; Parmeliaceae
Exons: 1
Coding region: 1-1377 (458 amino acids)
Molecular function (GO): acyltransferase activity, transferring groups other than amino-acyl groups
Source: RefSeq, a predicted model, not a curated record